AUGCAUGAUCUUGCCAUAUCAGUGGCAGGAUCAUUGAUCACCUCAUUUGAUGUUAAGGGGAGAAACAUUGAAAAGAAAACUCGUCAUGUAUCAUUUGUUGGUAAUGAUCCACAUAUUUCUUCAUUGUGUAAAGCAAGUAGGAUACGAACAUUUCUUUACUUCGGUGGCCAAGGCUUUGGGGCUAAGAUUGAUUGUGAUGCAAUUUUUUCGAGUUUUAAAUUGUUGCGUGUGUUGGAUAUGCAUCUAAAAAAUCUUGAUUUUGUGCCAAGCUCUAUUGGUAAGUUGAAGCAUUUAAAAUAUCUUGAUCUUUCUGAAAACGGCAAUAUCAAGAAGUUGCCCAAUUCUAUAACCAAAUUGCAGAAUUUGCAAACACUAAAACUCUCUAAUUGUUGGAACUUAGAAAAAUUUCCGAGAGGCAUUGAAAGAUUAGUCAACCUCAGACAUCUUGAGAUAGAUGGAUGUCGUGCUUUGACUUAUAUGCCACGUGGAUUGGGGCAACUAACUAAUCUUCAAACUCUAUCAAGAUUUGUGGUCCACACGGGUUCUCUUUCCAAGCAUAGCGGUGAGUUAAAAGAACUAAACAAACUAAAUAAGCUGGCAGGAGAGUUGGUCAUUAGAGAUUUGAGACAUGAGAAAGAUGUUGCGUCGGAAUACAAGGCUGCAAAUUUAAAGGAGAAACAACAUCUUCAUUCUUUGCAUUUAUGGUGGAAUACUCAAGCAGAUGUCAAUGAUUUGAAUGUUAAUGUUGAUGAUGAAAUGUUAUUGGAAGGCUUCCAACCGCACCCAAAUCUGAAACAACUUUCCUUAGUAAACUAUCCGGGUUCAAGGCUUUCGAGUUGGCUUUUGUCACUCACAAAUCUUGUUAGAUUUGAAUUAUGGAUGUGUAAGAAAUGCCAAUAUCUGCCACCAUUGAGUCAAUUGCCUUCUCUCAAGUAUCUUUCUCUUACAAUGUUGGAUACUUUGCAGUACAUAUCAAAUGGUGGUGAUAGUAAUGAGUUCUCUUCUUCUUCAUCGGCACCAAUACCAUUUUUUCCAUCCUUGAAGGAAAUCAAAAUUGAUCUUUGUCCUAAUCUCAAGGGGUGGUGGAGGCGGCAUUCUUCUGAGGACAUCAAUAGUGAUAAUGAUUAUUCUGUUCAAAUAACUGCGGUAACACCGAUGACGGAGCAUCAUUUAUUCCCUUCAUUUCCUCAUCUUUCAACAUUACAGAUCUGGAAUUGCCCUAUGUUGACUUCCAUGCCAAUGUUUCCACAUCUUGAAGGAGAGUUGGUCCUGUGGAAUGCGAGCUUGAAGCCAUUGCAACAAACAAUGAUGAUGAAUAUGGCAGCACUGCAAAGCCCAACGUCAAUAGCAAUAGCCUCCUCUUCAUCCACUCCUCUCUCAAAAUUGAAGUACAUAAAAUUGAAUUCCAUUACGGAUCUCGAAAUUCUACCAGAGGACCUCAAUUCUCUCGAGUCUUUGACGAUAUUGAACUGCAAUAGAAUAAAGUCUCUCUCCCAAGGUGUACAACAAUUCACUGCCCUCCAAUACCUGCAUCUUUGUAAUUGCCGCGAACUUGAGCUAGCCAAUGAUGAGGACGGGAUGCAAUGGCAAGGCCUUAAGAGCCUCAUCUCUUUGGAGUUUACACAUCUUCCGAAAUUGGUGUCUCUCCCGUUGGGGCUUCAACACUUGACUACUCUGCAAAAGCUUGAGAUUUCAAAUUGUGAAAACUUGACGGCCAUACCAGAGGGGAUCCACAACUGCACAUCACUUCAAGUGCUUGAAAUUGGUGGAUGCUCCAGUUUGACAUCGCUGCCCGAAGGAAUGGGUAGGCUAACUUCUUUGCGAAGGCUAAAAGUUGAGAAGUGUCCCAUCUUACUGCAAAGAUGCGAGAGAGAAACGGGUGAAGAUUGGACCAAGAUUUCUCACAUCCCAGAGUUAGACUUGCGGUAUCCUCCUCAGCAAAAAGAAAAGUCAAACAUCCAUGCAUCUUCGAUUGCUUAG
Messenger RNA from Corylus avellana, 1980 nucleotides. The record is from RefSeq and is a predicted model, not a curated record. NCBI's taxonomy places the organism in Eukaryota, Viridiplantae, Streptophyta, Magnoliopsida, Fagales, Betulaceae.